Molecule: messenger RNA, 1251 nt
Organism: Dichomitus squalens LYAD-421 SS1
Lineage: Eukaryota; Fungi; Basidiomycota; Agaricomycetes; Polyporales; Polyporaceae
Product: 3(2),5-bisphosphate nucleotidase HAL2
Exons: 4
Coding region: 83-1168 (361 amino acids)
Biological process (GO): phosphatidylinositol phosphate biosynthetic process; sulfate assimilation
Molecular function (GO): 3'(2'),5'-bisphosphate nucleotidase activity
Source: RefSeq, a predicted model, not a curated record
CUCAAGAUGUUGCUCAACGCCUUUAAGCCCGCCAUCUCUCCUGCUAUCGCUGCUCCGGUAAACUUGGAGCUUUCUCCUAGCCAUGGCCGCUCACGACACCGCACACGCCUACGCUGCCGAAACGCAGAUCGCCGUCGCCGCCGUCCGGCGGGCGUGCGUCCUCACAGCAUCAGUGUUCAACAAGCUCGUGAAGCAGGAGACGUUGACGAAGGAUGAUAAGAGUCCAGUCACAGUUGGCGAUUUUUCCGCGCAGGCGGUCAUCAACACGAUCCUCGAUCGCACCUUCCCGGACGACCCUAUCGUUGGAGAGGAGGAUGCUGCCGAUCUACGUGUUGAGUCCGGGAGGGCUCUGCGAGAUCGGAUCGUGGAACUCGCGAACGCGACCUUGAGCGCCGACCUUCAGCCUGGAGAGAAGGAGGAAUGGAGACUGGGACCCAAUCAUGGGAGAACCGUGGACCAGUUGCUGGAUGCGAUUGAUCGCGGGAACUACGACGGUGGUCGAACCGGACGAAUGUGGACCCUCGAUCCUAUCGACGGCACGAAGGGCUUCCUCCGCGGUGAGCAAUAUGCCGUCUGCCUCGCGCUCCUCGUCGACGCUCGCGUGGAGCUCGGCGUCAUAGGCUGCCCGAAUCUCCCUGUCACCGCCUCGAACCCCUCCGGUCCGCGUGGUUGCAUCUUCGUCGCCGUGCGCGGACAAGGCGCGUACCAGCUCCCGCUUGACAACCCUCUCAGUGGGGAGCGGACGAAGCUGACGAUCCCGACGUUCACGGCGGAGAACCUCAACUUCCUGGAGAGCGUGGAGAAGGCGCACGCGAAGCUGAGCUUCAAUGAGCGCGUUGGCCAGAUCCUGGGCGUGACGCGGGCACCAACGAGGAUGGACAGCCAGGCGAAGUACUGUGCGCUUGCAAGGGGCGACGGAGGCGUGUACCUCCGCAUGCCGGUCGGAUCGGGAUACAAGGAGAAGAUUUGGGAUCACGCAGCGGGCUCGAUCCUCGUCGAGGAAGCAGGUGGCAUCAUCUCGGAUGGACGAGGAGAGCCCCUCGACUUUAGUCUUGGGCGGACGCUGGGCGAGAACUACGGUAUCGUCGCGUGCGGUAAGGACGUGCACCCAAAGGUUAUCGCCGCUGUCAAGCAGGCGAAAGCGGAGGAGGCUCAGAGCCAGUUGUAGGCUUAUGUCAGUGUAUAUCAUCAGACAAUUGGCGCUCGCAUACUUAUGAAGUCGCCUUAUGCGCUCACUAUCGUAUGAGGCUC